CCAAUGUAGUGUUCUUUGUUUUAUUGUCAAAUUUCAUUGGCUUAAGAAAAUCUAGUGUUUUAUUCGAUUGAUUUAAAGUGUAAAAUUUAUAAAAUUAUUAAACAGUUUGUUUAUUAAUAAUAAAUAGACCAAAAACUUAGCAAAUAUUGCCUGGGAAAUAAAAGAAUUUGCUUGUAGAGUAAAGAAAAGCAUAAUUUGUGCAACCAUUUAUAGUUUUUUUCCAUUUUGAAAGUGUGUGCAAGUGUAAGAGAAAAAAAUCUAAUUUUCAAUGCAUCAAAAGCAAAAUAACCAAUAAAUAUAUAGACAACAGAACGUACUAAAAAAAGAAAGAAAAAGAAAAACUAUACAUAGGAACACAUACACCACUAACUAAACUAAACAAAGCGUACAAGAAAGAAAGAAGAUACUACAGAGUAGAAAAUUAAAAAAGAAAAAAAUAUAUAAAAGAAAAAAUAUAAAAUUUGUAGGUACUAUAUUAUUUUUUUCUGUGUACAUUUUUAGAAGUGAAUGUGUGUUGGUGUGCUAUUUUGUAAAAUAAUACAAAAAAAUGGAAAAAACUAUUAUUACUCCCAAUAAUACGUGAGUGUAGUGCAUACAAAUUUGUCUAAGUAAUAAAAGAACUAGAAAAUCUUUGUGCUGGCAAUUUUGUAACCAGAUUCCUACUAUUUUGAUUAGAUUGUACUAAAUAACCAGCUGUUGUGUUGCAAUCUUAAUAAGCCUUAAAAUAGUAAAUCCAAGUGUUGCAUUAAAAAAAAAAAGAAAAAAAAAAAACAGGCGAGCCCUUUUAUCAAUUAAUAAGUUUUUCGCCCUGGAGCAAUCUUAUCUUGUAAUUGACCAGCUGUGUCAAAAACAGUAAUCACAACAACAAUAAAAAGAGUAAAUAGAGUCUAGAAUAAGCGAACCUGACGAGGUCGCUUGAUUGCGCUUGCGGCUGAGAGAGUUCCUAGAGACGGCGCAAGGCAGGAAGUCAAAGAAACAAAGAACGAACGAGUACAAAUAGGGAGUAGUAGUAGUAGGAGAGCAGCAGCAGUGGUCCUCGUUGGAGUGGGUGUUUUUAAAAGAGACUCAAAAUUGAUAGAAAUAACAAAAAAGCUGCUGCAACUGGUGCCUCAUCUGAGGACCAGCCGCCGCGCAAAAAAGGACGACGUUCAGCAGCAGGAGGUGCCACUACAUCAACAGCAGCAGCCGCAGCCGCCGCAGUAGUAGUAGGAACGAAUACAACGACAACAGCCUUAGCAAUAACAACAACAGUAGCAGCAACAGCAACAACAGCAAGUUUGUUGGAAAUCAACAACAACAGUAGUAGUACGAGUCUCAGUUCGUUAGUGUCCAUAGACACAGAAACAGCAACAACCUCAAGAGCGGCUGCACAACAGCAAGAGCAGUUACGCCAUCAAAAUAAUCGCGAAAAACAGACAAAAGGUGAAUCAGCAAAUAAUAAACAAAACACAACAACAAAUAGCAACAGCAGUUUGAACAAUAACAAAACAAAUAACACUAACAGCAAUAGUAAUAACAAUAACAAAACAGCAACUACAACAAACGAGGCUAAAAGAAAACUGCCCCAGGACGGCGGAGGCAGUAGUGGUAGUGGCCAACUAGAUAAGGACUCUGGUAGCACUAUGCAAAAUUCUGCUUUGAAUCCUUCCACCUCCUCCUCAUCGAGUGCCUCUUCAUUUAGUGCUUCGACCGUGGAAAGUGGCGCCAUGCCCAAUUCAGCUCCAGCCGCUGGCAGUAGUAGUAGUAGUAGCAGUCAUGCUGCCACUGACUCCUCUGCCGCCGCCGCCGCUUCAUCGAGCGUUAAUAAUUCGACAUCCACCAAUGGACACGAUUCCAAACACAACGGUUUCACUGCCAACCAAAACAAUAACAACAACAGCAGCACAGAGGCGCCCAAUAAUUGCGAUGAUCAAAACAAUCACAAUGAAGUGGCCAAUAAAACAAUUUCCUGGUUGGGCAAGUCUAAUGAGGAAAUAAUACGCCUUAUUGGCCAGUAUUUGCAAGAUUUGGGCCUAAAGAAAUCGGUAAAGACGCUAAUGAACGAAUCGGGUUGCUAUUUGGAACAUCCCUCCGCUACCAAGUUUCGUGAGCAUGUCUUAUCGGGCGAAUGGAGCAAGGCAGAUGCAGAUCUAAAGGAACUAGAGCCCCUGAUAGAUAAUGGCAAACCUUCGACUAUUACCGAAAUGAAAUUUAUCCUAUUGGAACAAAAAUAUUUGGAAAACUUAGAUGACAACUGUCAUUUGGAUGCUUUGCAUGUUUUACGCAAUGAGUUAACACCCUUGCAGCAUAAUAUUUCACGAGUCCACCAAUUGUCCUCGUACAUGAUGUGUUCUAAUAGUCAGGAUUUGCAUCAACGUACCAAAUGGGAAGGCAAAGGUAUAUUGUCAAGAUCUUUGGUUAUGGAACGUUUACAAACCUUUCUACCACCUUCCGUUAUGAUGGCACCGCGUCGCUUGCGUGCCUUAUUACAACAGGCCGUUGAAUUGCAAACACAAAAUUGUCUCUUCCAUGACAUGGCCUGGGAGACAAAUUUACAAAAUGUUUCACUGCUGACCGACCAUUGUUGUGCCACCGAUGGUUUUCCCCUGCAGACCAUACAAAUACUAUCCGAUCACUGUGAUGAGGUUUGGUUUUGUAAAUUUUCACCUGAUGGCCUUAAAUUGGCCACCGGCAGCAAGGAUGGCGCUGUUAUAAUAUGGGAUGUUGAUCCUUAUAAAUUACAAUUGAAACAGCGACGCUCUCUAGACUGUCAAUCACAAGUUAGUGUGGCUUUUAUUAGCUGGAGUCCCGAUUCGAAAUUGGUGUUGAUUGUGGGUUCUGAGGAUUCCACAGAAGUGUGUAUUUUCAAUGUGGACGACGGUCGCUUGCUGAUGAAAAUGAAUAAUAUGAAUCAGGAAUCGGAUAGUCUGUCAUGUGGUGCAUUCAAUCGUGAUGGUACACGUUUCGUUUGUGGUGGCCAAAAGGGUCAAUUCCAUUUGUGCGAUCUCAAAGGUACGGUGCUGGAAUCAUGGGAGGGUGUACGUAUUAAUAGUGUGGCCUUCAGAUCGGAUAAUAAGACUAUAUUAGCCGCUGAUAAUCACUAUCGCAUAAGGGGGUACAACUUUGAUAACCCACGCACAGAUUUUGAUGUACUCAAAGAAUCACAUCCGAUUAUGACAUUUUCAGUCAAUUCCGCUGAUCGCUUAGCCCUGCUAAAUGUCUCCAGCCAAGGACUACAUUUAUGGGAUAUUGAAGAUAAAUGUAUUGUACGCAGCUUUCAGGGUAUACGUCAAAGUAAUUUCGCCAUACACUCGUGUUUCGGUGGCGUUAAUGAAAGCUUUGUCGCUAGCGGUAGUGAAGAUAAACACGUCUGUAUUUGGCACAUAAAACGAGAAGAACCUUUGGCCAAGUUAGCCGGUCAUGCCAAGACUGUUAACUGUGUUUCCUGGAAUCCCGUUUAUCCCUCAUUGCUGGCCUCGGCCAGUGAUGAUUCGACCGUACGCAUCUGGGGACCCACAGCGCCACACAAUCUAAAUGCAACACCCGAAAGUGACGAUUGUUCAUCAUGUUCCUCUUCGUCGUCAUGGAAUAUGACCUCCUAGAGCCUAAAGACACCAAGUAACGUAGCAGCCAUGUGAUCAGAGUGGCGAUAUUAUUUUAGUUGAUAUAGAUAAGAAGUGAGGGUUACAUAUAGACAACCAGCGCGCACCUAUGUUGUAAGAAAUUCAUUUAGCCUUUAAGAGAUACAAUACGCUCUAGAUGUUUAGUUAAAGAAAACCCCUUAAGAAAACGUUAAGAAGAAGAACUCUUGAGAACCAGUUAGGAAGCAAGAAAGAAAGGCAUUUUCGUGCAAAAUAUUUGAAAAACGGUAUAUGAAAACAAUACAAUACAAUUAUAUAUAUAAAGAAAGCUAAGCAUUACUAUAUAUUGUAAGCAAUAUACGAAAUGGAUUAAGGUGAAUGAAGGAAAAAUAUAUAGAAGAUAUAAAAAGCAAACAAGAAAGUGAAAGAACGUGGACAGUGUUAUAGCAAAAAAAAAAAAAAGAAACAUUGAUGGCAAACAUCAAUUAAUUAACAAGAAAAACUGCUCGUUUUUUAAACAAUAACUUUUUAAACAUGCUCAUCAACACCUAAACCUAAUUUAGUUAUGUUUUUUUUUCUAUUAAUACAAACCAAUACUUACAUUUAGUUUUUUUUUUUAAUUUUUAACUUUGCUCCCCUAUAGUGGAACACGUUCGUUUUAUCUAUUUAGAUAAUUAAAAUAUAUAGAUUUUUUUAAUUUUCGAAAACCAAUUAAGUUUAUCCUCGAAGUGAUUAUGGUAAAGAAACAGCGUUUAACUUCAAAAUAAUUAUAAAAACUAAAAAUAAUAACAUUUAAGCGAAGCAGAAAGGUUCGUUUUAAGUAGAUAUUAAUUGAUUUGUAAGUUCAUUUACAACUAAGGAUUGCUAGAAAACAAACUUACUCAUUUCACCGGCCCCUUUUCAAAAACACUCAAUAAACUUUUAAGUUUGAGGUUUUAAACGAAAGGAGGUGGAACAAUAUCAACAAAUUGAGAAAUAGAAAACAGCAUAAUAUUUAAGUGAUUACAAAAACUUUAAAAUAAAAACAAACAAAAAAUUAAGAAAUAUGCAUAAACUAAACGAAUUAUAGUGAUAUAAGACAUAUUUUUAAAAUGAAUUAUUAUAAAAACAAAAUACAAAUAAAAUACCAGAGGAUAAAACACAGUUUUCAUCUAAUACAACUACCAGCAUAAAUAAUGAAAUGCAACAAAACAAACUUGAACUUCAUUGCAAAAAAAAAGAAAGAGAUCAUAAUCACAUAAACGACUUAAUAAACUAAUAAUAAAAUCAGAUAUAAAA
Lucilia sericata (common green bottle fly) is the source of this 4838-nucleotide messenger RNA. RefSeq names its product WD repeat-containing protein 26 homolog. Gene Ontology annotation, biological process: proteasome-mediated ubiquitin-dependent protein catabolic process. Gene Ontology annotation, cellular component: GID complex. Gene Ontology annotation, molecular function: protein binding. The record is from RefSeq and is a predicted model, not a curated record. The coding region runs from base 1623 to 3581 and encodes 652 amino acids. Lineage: Eukaryota; Metazoa; Arthropoda; Insecta; Diptera; Calliphoridae. The transcript has 4 exons.